Porites evermanni is the source of this 3611-nucleotide messenger RNA. Lineage: Eukaryota; Metazoa; Cnidaria; Anthozoa; Scleractinia; Poritidae. The record is from the annotation of a GenBank genome assembly.
AUGGCAAAAUGUAUGGAAGAUACAUGGGAAGCUAUUCUCGAAGAACAGCUAGAGGAAAUUACUGUUCUUCAGUCAAUCUUUGGGGAUGAUCUCCAGAUCCUCCAAACAGGUGAUAGUUAUUCCGAAACUUCUUUUGCUUUGAAGAUCAAAGUCAACAUUCCUUUCGACACAAUCAAAUUGGAAGCUUCUGUUCCUGCCGUAACUCUAAAAAGUGGUUUGAAGGAGGAAGAAGUCUCCAGUGAUUCUAAUUUCAUUAAGAGUCAUCCUCGUGAACAAGAAAUUAAUCUGGAAGCAAGUUCUAUGGAUGAAAAUGAUCACGGCGUUUCUUCUAACAGUCUCUCAGGAUGUCCAAGAAAACCUGGUUUUACGAGGUCUGUGUCUUUGCAAAACUGGCACGUGAAUGCAGACAUUCAAUACUUGACUCCAAUACAUCUUACUUGUUCACUACCUCCACUCUACCCCACGGAGUGUCCACCUGAUUUUUCCUUGGCAUGCCUGUGGCUCACCACAAGUCAGCUACAAGUAUUGCGGGGCAAGCUGAUGCAAUUGUGGAUGGAGACUCCUGAUUUGCCAAUAAUCUUUACUUGGGCUGAUUGGUUGCAAAAUGAUGCAUAUGAGUAUUUGCAGUUGGGUAAACACCUGGUUCUGAAAGAGUCUGAUGAAAAUGAAAUUGCCCCUCAUGGUAACACCCCUUGUCAUUCGCAAGUAGGUGUAGUUUCAAGCAAAGGAUUCAACUCAAAGUGGGAGACAGUUUUGCUAACUGUCUUUGAACAUGACAUUGAGAUGCAAAAGCAAGCAUUUUGCCAAAACACACACCUCUGUGAAAUUUGCUUUGAUGAAAAGGGAGGUACAGAAUUUCAGUACCUCCAAGAGUGCAAGCACUUCUUCUGCAUUGACUGUGUGAGAGCACAUUGUCAGUUGCACAUAGACAGUGGAAAUGUAUUAAAAUUACUAUGUCCAAGCCAUGAUUGCGAGACAAAAAUUCCACCAGAAGUUCUUCAAAUGGUUUUUGAUGAUGAGAAGUUUGAGCGAUGGGAAAGGCUGCUCCUCAGCAAGACUUUGGAUGUUAUGGGUGGGGUUGUUUAUUGUCCAAGAUGUAAUAUAGCAGUUAUUGUUGAUGAAGAUGAAUCCUUGAGACUUGGCCACUGCGCAAAUUGCUUUUAUGCAUUUUGUACUGAAUGUUAUGAAUCUUGGCAUCAUGGAUUGCCGUGCCGUAUAGAAGCUGAUUUGGGUUCUAAUGAUGAAGCUGCAUGUAGCAGUGAAGAUUAUGGUGAGGUGCAUUCAGACUCAAGUGCUGCUCUACGAACACGCCCAUGUCAAGGCUGUUCUGUUAAAAUGGAUAAGGCGAAAUUUUACUACUUAUAUGAAUGCAGUCACUUCUUUUGUACAAAGUGCUUGAGGGAACAUAUUGACAGGCAUAUUAACAGUUGUGGCACUACUUUAAGAAUUCAAUGCAUAAAUCAAGCUUGCAAGGCACUAAUCUCAGAAGAAAUUAUACAAGGGAUAGUUGAUGAGGCAACAUUGCGAAUGCGCAUGUGUCGAAACUGCUCUGUUAAAAUGGACAAGGCAAAAUUUCAUUACCUUUAUCAGUGUAAACACUUCUUCUGCACAGAAUGUUUGAAGGCACAUAUUCAGUGGCAUAUUGAUUGUAGAACUUUAUUAAACAUAAGGUGCCUGUAUCCUGGUUGCAAAGCAGCAAUCUCAGUGGAAAUCCUACGUGGGAUACUCGAUGAAGAAACAUUUAGGCAGUACGAAAAACUGUUUCGUGUCAAGACUUUAGAAGAUUUGGGUGUCACUGAUGUGGACAUCUGCCCAAGAUGUACCAUGGCCGUAGUCUUUGAUGAGGAAGAGUCAUCAAGCCAUGGAACAUGUGCAUACUGUUCUUUUGAAUUUUGUACAGAGUGCUUUGAACCAUGGCACCAUGGAAAGCCAUGUUUUAAAGAAACUGACUUGACAGUUCAUGAUAAGAAAAAUGAUGAACUGAAAGGCAUCUUUUCAAAGUCCAAAGAAAAUGAUAGUAGAGAGAAUGCAGACAGGAGUGCAGUGGCUGCAGUGUCAUCUUCUGGAAGGCAAGAAAGAGAGUACAGGGAACAAAAACUCAGCAACCUAUCAUUCAUCCGGCUGAUGAGGCAACAGGGAAAUUAUCAGUCUUGUCCAAGGUGCCGCAUGGCUGUAGAAAGAAUCUCUGGAUGUGAUAUGAUGCACUGUUCACAAUGUACAGCGAGCUUUUGCUGGACAUGUGGUAUGUGUAGUGAGUACAGUUGUACUACUUCAGUCUACUUGUACUUUACGAUUAAUCACCCGCAGAUAAGCAGCACCUUACUUUGUUUUUCCCUAAAAUUAUCCUCUUCAAUAGUUUUUAAUGUGGCUGACCUCCGAGAAAAUCUUUUCAAGCAAUUUUAUGGCUCAAAUUGCAUUUUUGUGUCCUUUGUAAGUUCUGGCUGUGGUACUGAAUCUUCAAUAAAUUAAAAUAAUUAUGACUUAUUUUGAUAAUUCAAAGAAAUCUCAUUACAAAUAUAAAUCAAUAAUUUUUCAGUUAUAAAAUCAUCAAUAGUACAACAACAAUAACAAUAACAACAGUAAUAGUGAAACAUUGUGUAAGAUUUUUGGUGUUCCUCUCAGCCUUGCCUUGGGGAAUAUUGAGGCUCUGUAACACAGAAACCUGUACUCUAUUUUGCGGAAUGUGAAAUGAUCAAUCUACAUAUUUAAUAAAAUUUGUUUAAAAUUAUUUAUUUUCUGACAGCACCUGCUGUACAAUAGAAUGCCUCCCCCUCCAAAAAAUGGCUUCAUUGUGUGGAUUGCAAUGUGUGUUUAGCUUCCUGAACUGUGUGACACACUAAUAUUAUUGGUACUGGUCACAACUCUAACCAUUUCAGUGGUAGAUGCAGACUUGGGGUAAAGGGGCUCAGUCUGGACGAACUACAUGUAAAGUACUAGGCAGCCCAUCUGACCUGCAGGUCUUUUAGUCUAAGAUUAAAGGUAUAACUGAAUUAUAGUUUUUUGGACCCAUAUUAUUAUUAUUAUCAUUAUCAUUAUCAUUAUCAUUAUCAUUAUCAUUAUCUUUAGUUAUCGUUAUCGUUAUCAUUAUCAUUAUUAUUACUAUUAUCAUUAUCAUUUUUACUUUUUUGGUAGGUAAAGAAAUUUCAGGAUAUGACCACUUUCAGUAUUGUGGAAGACAGGAAGUAAGGUUACCGCCUCAACAGCCAGCACCAACAGUGAAAGCAACAGAAGAGAGUUUACCAGUAACUGGACGAGCUGAAAAGGACAACCCAAAGGCGAAAGAGCGCACAAGACUUUGUCCCCGUUGCCAUCAGAAGUGUCUUAAAGUCAACAACAACAACCACAUGAAGUGUUGGAACUGUAAAACACCCUUUUGUUACCAGUGUGGCAAGGUAAUUAAGGGGACAGUGACUAUGCACUUCGCUACUUCAAGUUCAUGUUCCCAACAUUCUGAUGAGUAAUGAUGCAAGGACUCCUGUGGCAUCAUUAGAGGCCUAUAGAUAAUUUAUUUCGAGGACGAGAACGACUACGAGUGCGAGAUUUGACUGGAAGUCUUUUCGAGUAUUCUCAAAAAUAGUCACCCCAGUAAGCGUCAUUGUACUUUUGAUUCA